AUGACUGAAAGUCUCAGUCGUUUUCUGACAGGAUUACGUAGUAGUAAUAGUAGUACACGACAUCGUGCUGCUCAGAAUCUCCGUCAUUAUGUUGAAUCUGAAUCACGUGAUUUAUCCCAUGGUCUGUAUAUCAAAUGGAUCACUGAUAUUAGUGCAAAAUUAAUGUUAUUAUGUAAUUCAAAUGAAACACUGGAUCGUAUGGGUGGAAUUGCUGCAAUGGAUGAAUUAGUUGAAUUGUUUAUUGUUGAAAGGAAUGAUCAGACAAUUAUUGAAUUUGCUCACUCCCUUACAAAAGUAUUUGAAAAAAUACCCAGUGCUGAUCCACCCAUGUUACGUGUUGCAGCCAAAGCACUGGGUCAUAUUGUCUCAACAGGUGGAACUAGCUUAAUUGAAUUUGUGGAAGAUUAUUAUGUAAAACCAGCACUGGAAUGGUUAAAAAAUGAAACGUUUCACGUUCGUCGACAUGCAGGUGUGAUGAUCUUAAAGGAAUUAUCCAUUAAUGCACCCUCCACGUCAUUUCGAUAUAUGGAUAAAUAUUUUGAUUUUAUUUGGAGCGCAUUCUGGGAUUCAAAGCUGGUCGUACGUGUUAGUGCAAGUGAAUCAUUACAAUCCUGUUUGAUGUUGAUUCAACAACGUGAAUCCAAUCGAAAAACAUCAUGGUACAAUCGUGCUCUAGAUGAAGCAGAACAAGCAUUUAAACGAAAUAGUUCCGACGCGACACAUGGUGCGUUGUUGAUUCUAAAUGAAUUAUUACGGAAUACAGGUGACUUUAUGCAUUCGCACUACGCUCGUGCAUGCCGUUUGGUAUUUAGCCAUCAGGAUCAUAAAAGCGCUAUCGUACGCUCUGCUGUGAUUGGUCUUUUCCCGCGUCUUGCAAAGUUUAAUACAUCCGUGUUUGUUGAAAAAUGCUAUCGACCGUGUAUCAAUCAUUUGCUUGAGGUGCUUUUCUCCGCAACAACAACAACGCGCCCGGAUGCACUGCUUUCGAUUGGAAAACUUUCUCUUGCGAUUGGACCAUUGCUAGCAAGAGAUGAACAGGCACUCAUGGCGAUUAUGAAUGGAAUAAAGAGCGGAUUACAAGUGCGCAAAAAAGAUUUUGAUACACAUCGUGAGGCGCUUGCAUGUCUGCGGAUGCUGGCGGAGACUGUAGGACCUGCACUUAUUAGGGUCGACUUGGAGUCGAUGGUGGGACCACUUUUCCAAAACGACUUGGACUCGUCGCUGGUUGAGACACUGACAAAUAUCGUCAAGAAAAUCCCGCCCAUGAAACCCGUCAUACAACAGAAGCUGUUUGAGAGGUUAAGCACAAUUUUGCGCUCUAGGCAAAAUGAUACCACUGGAUCUGCUACGACUCCCACCAGUAGAAGGCUCAAAACAACAUCUAUCUCUGUAACAGGUGGUAUGCUAUCGAACUUGUUCCUUUCUGCUACGGGAUCAAAGACCAAUGGUACAUCCGAAAAUGGCACACCAUCAACCGAGGCGUCAUCGGCGAUUGCAAUGCAGGCACUUGCAUUAGAAACAUUGGCAAACUUUGACUUUCAGGGCAACCGACUUAUCCCAAUCAUGUCAUUUGUCCACGAAACUGUGGUCAAAUUCCUUGACCAUGAAGUUGCUGCCAUCCGUAAGAGUGCAGCACUCACGUGUUGUAAACUUCUUUUGCCAUCAGGCGAAGACCAAGGUGGGAGCACAGCAAUGACUUCGGAAGAUUUUGCUCGUCCUGUUACAUCGGUGCUGGAGCGCUUAUUGACAGUGGGUAUUGCUGAUACUGAGGCGAGUAUCCGUCUGCGUGUUUUGGCGUCGUUGGAUUCGCGUUUUGAUCCACUGCUGGCUUUAAACGAUAACUUGCGAUGUCUUUUCAUUGCGCUAAAUGAUGAGGUUUUUAGCAUUCGUCAAACAGCAAUGAGUACACUCGGAAGACUCACACAUCACAAUCCGUCUACUGUAUUACCCUCUCUCCGACAAACGUUGGUGCAGCUUUUGGCUGAAUUAGAGUUUAGUGGAGACUCCCGAGGUAAGGAAGAGGGUGCGCUGUUAAUUGGAUGUUUGCUGCGGUCAGCAUCACAGUUAGCCCAGCCGUACGUUCUCCCCAUUCUACGUGUUUUGAUGAAAAAUUUGCGUGAAGAUUCGGAACGUCGUAGUCAUAAUCGAAGCACGGUCAGUGUGAGCAAAGCCAUCUUGGCAACCUUGGGUGAUUUAGCGGAAGUUGGAGCUCAAGAACUGCCGCCGUACCUUGGCCAGCUUUUACCGGAUGUUAUUGACGAAAUGCGAGACUCGAGCAAUCCGCAGAUUUUGCAGGUCGCUAUCAAAACUCUGGGACAGCUAGUUUCAUCGACCGGUUAUGUAGUACUUCCUUACCACGAGUACCCGGAAUUGCUAGACCUACUCUGCCAAGCGUUGCAGAAAUCAGGCGAUGCUUUUGAAUCCUUGCGUGUCGAAGCAGGACGUACGAUUGGCGUUUUGGGAGCGCUGGAUCCGUAUAAUCUGCGUUUGUUUCAUUUGAAGAAGCAAGGCAAACUUAUAAAUGCCAAGAAGAAGGAGUUUUGCUCUAGCGCGUUUGCUGCUGGUGCUGGUGGUGUAUUCAGCCUAAUGGGUAAUGGAGCGAAUCCUUUACAGGCACUGACGACAAAUGGAUUUGGCGCUGUGUCACAUCAGGCAACUGGAGCUGCUGUCGGGAUUCGUAUUGGCAAUGUUAUUGGCGGGCUUGGGUUGCUAGACGGCAGCACCGAGGAAGAUGCUUUUCAACUCGGAGAAUCGCUUUUUUUGGCACCAGCUCGGAAGGUGGCAAAAAGUGACAAGCAGACCAGUGGUAAGCUGACAAACAUUAUUUUGGAAGUACCACCUAACGACUUGCUGCCAUCGAUGAUCCCCGAUUCGUCUCAGUACUUCCCUACGGUCGCGACUAAUGCAUUAAUUCGCAUUUUGCUCGAGCCGCGUAACUCGGUGCACUACCAGGGCACAUUUAUGGCUAUCAUGUACAUAUGCAAAAGCCAGAGGAAACGUAUGGGACAACACUUGGGCAAUAUCAUUCCAGCCUUCCUCUACGCUUUGGAGAAAGUGAACCGUUCCCUGCGUAAAUUUCUUUUCGAGCAGCUUUGCGAUCUGGUGCAAAUUGUUGAGGAGCAAAUUCAGCCACACUUGGACCACGUGGCAUUGCUAUCUAUUGUCAACAGCUAUUGGGACGAACAUCUUGAAGAGGUUCUCAACUUGGUCAAGAAGCUGGCAAAUUCACUUGGCGAGAAUUUUCGUGUCUACUUGCCUGACCUGAUUCCUCAGAUGCUGCGCGUAAUUCGUACGGAGCGUGACAACCCUGCGCGACCGCGAACAUUGUUGGUACUGAAAACUGCUGUUUCUCUUGGGCGCCUAUUGGACGGGUAUCUUCAUUUGAUCAUCCCAGCACUCGUUGCGCUCAUCGAGAGCGAUGCGGACGUGAAUGCACGAAAGCAAGGUCUAGGUUCACUUGGAUCGCUUGUGAAGAAGCUCAACGUGAGCGUGUAUGCGUCCAAAAUUAUUCACAUGCUGGCACGUGUGAUCUCGUCUCAGCCAGAGAUGGUAUAUCUUGCCAUGGAUUGCCUUUGCUGCAUGGUCUACACGAUGGGUGACGACUAUGCGAUCUUCGUCCCAGUUAUUAGUCAGGUUCUGGGUCGCCAUACAUUGCGUUCAAACGACAUCUUUGAUCGCUAUGAUCUUCUGGUGUCAAAGAUAUUGAAGUACCAGCCGUUGCCCGUAGUUUCGUGGGCAACAGAUCCGCUUAAAUUGCGUGUUGAUACCUCGGGUGACCACAAAGACUCAAACCCGUCUGCACAAGAUGAAACGAAGAGCUUACCAUGCGACCAAAAAAACUUGAUGAAGGCGUGGGAGGCAUCUCAACGAUCGACGAAGGAAGAUUGGAACGAUUGGAUUCUGGGCUUCUCGGUUGAAUUGCUUCGAGAGUCACCGUCACCUGUUUUACGAGCUUGCAAAGAGUUGGCCUCCGUAUAUCAGCCUUUGGCCCGGGAGCUGUUCAAUGCGUCAUUUGUGAGUGUAUGGCCGCAUUUGUCGUCUUCGACGCAGGACAAUUUGAUACGAUCUUUGGAGUCAGCCUUUCAGUCGCCUCAUCUGCCGUCUGAAAUUUUACAAACUCUGCUUAAUCUUGCCGAGUUCAUGGAGCACGACGAUCAACCCUUGCCGAUUGACAUCCGAUUGCUUGGGUCUUUGGCCGACAAAUGCCAUUCUUUUGCCAAGGCUCUUCACUACAAAGAGCUUGAGUUUAAUACGAAUCCAAGUACCGAUGGAAUUCAGGCGCUCAUUAGUAUUAAUUCAAAACUAAACCAACCGGAGGCUGCACGUGGCAUUUUGAAAUAUGCGCUGGAAAAGCUGCCAGGUAUUGAAGUGAAGGCAUCAUGGCACGAAAAGCUUUUGCGCUGGGACGAUGCAUUAGCAACACACGAUCGCGUUCUUCAAGACAACCCGAACAAUGUGGAGUCUAUCUUUGGCAAAAUGCGUUGUUUGUGGGCAAUCGGUGAGUGGCGAAAGCUGAACGACCACGUGCAGGAGACCUGGUCCAAAAUUUACGGUGAGAGCCAAGAUCUAAAUGGUAAGCACACAGAUGGAGAGACAUUGUUAGACGUACCUCCGGCGUUGAAGAAAGAGUUAUGUAGCAGUGGCGCAAGAGUGGCCUUUUCGUUGCAAAACUGGGACUCGAUCCCGAAGUACAUAAACUCAGAUAUGGACGCCACGGAGUCGCAUCUAUUCAAGGCAGUUGUGUCAAUUCGGCGUAUGGAGCUGGAUGAGGCCAUGAGCUCGAUUGCCGACUGCCGUAAGGAAAUGGAUCCAACACUACGUUCCCUUGUAAGCGAGAGUUAUGCUCGAGCAUAUCUUCCAGCCAUCGUAAAUCUGCAGAUGUUGACGGAGUUGGAGGAGAUUGUCGCCUAUUUGAAGACCUUUGCCUGUAAAAAUAACGGUGAGCUUACGCUUAUGUCAGAUCCCGUGUCAUCGACUACAACGUCCGCAACUGCAUCACGCCGCAAACAAAACAUCAGCAAUUUCAACUUCGUGUCGUCGGCAUCAUCGACGUCGUACGGACAUGAGAAGCAAGUAGCAUUGAAGAAACUGCAGACGAUUUGGACCAGGCGUAUGCUAGGAGUGGAGCGCAACAUUGAAGUGUGGCAAAGUCUCAUGCUUGUGCGAUCGCUAGUAUUUGAUCCCAGAGAAGAUAUAGAUAUAUGGCUGAAGUAUGCGCGUUUGUGUCUGAAAUCGGGACACAUUAACCUCGCUUCCAGCGCUCUAUGGCGCGUUGGCGCACAACCCUUUAUUCGCAGUGUUGAACGGGACCCUUACGCACCAAUCCCGAUUAACCUGGGUGGCAAUGCUGGAGCAAGCCAGGGUUUUGCAAAUGGACUGUUGAGUUUAGCGGAUAGCGCAGCGCAGGACCCGCGUGUGGCUUUUAGCUAUUUACGCCAUUUAUGGGCAGAAAAUCGAGAAGAUGUGGCGUUGCAGCAGAUGGGUUACUUCAUUGAGGCUUUGGAGCAGCACGGGGAUCCAACGAACGAAGAAAUGCGCAGACUUCGUGUACAAGUGUAUAUUCAGCUGGGCGAAUGGCAAAUGUCGCUAUCUGAGCCGCACAAGCAAGCUGAUGGAGCGUUCGACCAUGUCCUCGAGUGUCUCGAGACAGCAACAAAGUUGGAUCCGACCAAUGACCGCGCGUGGCAUGAGUGGGCACUGAUGAACUUUCGUGCACUUGAGGCAAACGUGAAGGAAUCUGGUCAAGGAGAUUCAAAGCGUUACGCUGUCCGAGCCAUCCAGGGUUUUUUCCGGGCAAUCUCGUUUGGUCAUACAAGUUAUGAUGUGACGAAAGACGUUCUCCGUCUGCUGACGCUUUGGUUUGCGCAAGGCAAUCGUAGCGAUGUCCACAUGGCGAUGGUCGAGGGGUUUCAUGAGGCAUCGAUUGAUACGUGGUUGAAUGUCAUUCCGCAGCUUAUUGCGCGUAUUGAUACGCCCAACCCGAAAACGAGCGACCUACUUCAUGAUCUGCUCUCCCGAAUCGGACAGGCCCACCCUCAGGCUCUAAUUUACCCGAUCACGGUGGCUUCUAAGGCGCUUAAUCCCAUUCGAAAGCUUGCGGCAGAAGGAAUUCUUGCUGCUGUACGCCGACACAGCUCCCAGCUUGUGUAUGAAGCUGAUAUGGUGUCGCGAGAACUUAUUCGUGUGGCCAUCCUGUGGAAUGAGUUGUGGCACGGCGCUCUGGAAGAAGCAUCAAAACAUUUCUUCAACAACCGCGAUGUGACUGCGAUGAUUGCUGAGUUGGCACCACUUCAUGAACUUAUGGAUCAGAUUGGCAAAGAGGAAGCACCUACACUACGUGAGGUCGCGUUCUACCAAGCGUUUGCUCGAGACCUUCACUACGCGAAGGAAUGGACGAAUGUAUAUGAGCGCACAAAGAGCUUAGACGAUCUGAAUCAGGCGUGGGACAUCUAUUACAGCGUUUUCUCUAAGAUCCGCAAGCAGCUUGCCAACCUUUCAACACUGGAACUGGCCAAUGUCGGGCCAAAGUUACUGUCAGUGCGUAAUCUUACACUUGCAGUACCAGGAACGUACAAGGCCGGUGCCCCAAUUGUUCGUAUCCAGUCUUUUGAUACAAAAGUUACCGUGCUCACGUCGAAGCAGCGACCGAGAAAAGUGUCUAUCAAUGGAAGUGACGGAAAAGCUUACCCGUUUUUGCUGAAGGGUCACGAAGACUUGCGUCAGGAUGAGCGCGUAAUGCAGCUCUUUGGUGUAAUCAACACGUUACUUGCAAACGACAGCGACACCAGCAAACGCAACUUGGGCAUCCAGCGUUAUUCAGUACUUCCAUUGUCGCACACAAGCGGUCUUAUUGGAUGGGUGCCUAAUUGCGAUACCUUGCAUCAGCUUAUCCGCGACUACCGCGAGGCGCGCAAGAUCCAGUUGAACGUCGAACACCGUCUAAUGGUGCAAAUGGCUCCAGACUACGACAAGUUGCCGCUCAUGCAGAAGGUUGAGGCUUUUAAAUACGCGCUGGGCGAGACUACUGGUCAAGAUUUGUAUCGAGUCUUGUGGCUCAAGAGCCAGGACUCUGAGGUAUGGCUCGACCGCCGCCGGAACUUUACGCGUUCGCUUGCGGUCAUGUCGAUGGCUGGUUAUAUUCUCGGCCUUGGUGACCGUCACCCGAGCAAUCUCAUGCUGGACCGUGUGUCUGGCAAACUCGUACACAUUGACUUCGGUGACUGCUUUGAAGUAGCAAUGGAGCGCGAUAAAUAUCCAGAGAAGAUUCCGUUUCGGCUCACGCGGAUGCUUACACAGGCAAUGGAAGUCAGUGGCAUUGAAGGCAACUUCCGUUACACUUGCGAAGCUUCGAUGCGUGUACUUCGUGAUAACCGUGAUUCGCUCAUGGCUGUGCUUGAGGCGUUCGUGUAUGACCCCCUUAUUAACUGGCGCCUGCUUAAGAAGGAUGCUGUGCCGUCUCACGCCCAACCAGAAGAAGAUGAUGGUGCUGGUGGCGCUGGGCGCGGAGAAGGUACCGGAGGCGGUGCAGAUGCCAACAUUGGUAGAAACUCGAUGCGUACCAGCCAUGAAGAAGAAAGCGAUCUACGUGGCAGUGAGGAUGGUGAAGGUGACACUGCAAAUGAAGGGAUUUUGGAAGAGGACAAGUUGGCAGAAGGCAGCAUGAAGAGCUCAACGUCAUCAGCUCCCGUGACUCCUAAAAGACGACGACAUUCUUCGUCCGAGGCUGCAAUGCUGGGCUACAACAUGGACAUAGUAGACCCAGCAAUGGCACGCAAUUCCAUGUCCGAAGCGCAGCGCGACAACUUUGGUACUUCGUUUGUAGCGGCUGAACAUCCGCAGUUGAACGAGAAGGCGUUGAGUGUUAUUGAACGCGUCAAGAAAAAACUAGCUGGUCGUGAUUUUGACGAUGGUAACAAGGUGCUGACAGUUGAUGCACAGGUAGAUCGGCUGAUUCAUCAAGCCACUUCGCACGAGAACCUUUGCCAACUCUAUUACGGUUGGUGUCCAUUCUGGUAG
This is a messenger RNA of Peronospora belbahrii, 8016 nucleotides long. Lineage: Eukaryota; Oomycota; Peronosporomycetes; Peronosporales; Peronosporaceae. The record is from the annotation of a GenBank genome assembly.